This is a messenger RNA of Dimorphilus gyrociliatus, 1088 nucleotides long. The record is from the annotation of a GenBank genome assembly. NCBI's taxonomy places the organism in Eukaryota, Metazoa, Annelida, Polychaeta, Dinophilidae.
UUCAGAGAGAAGUAUCCUUGCAUUGAUUCAUUUAAUUGUGUAAAUCUUUGAGAGAAGGAACGUCUUAAUACCUGAGCAAUUAAUCUCUUUCAUUCCUUCUCUUUUUGUGUUCUUCUUAUGAGAAUUCUUUAGUUUUUAUCAAAGCUAAAAAGUUGAUGAAUUGUAUGUUAAGGGAACCACUGCUACAACCUUUACCAAAAGUACCAAACUCCAGUCCAAAUUCCAUUGACUGCGAUGAUAAAUCCUCAUCAUUUUCCUGGAAUUAUACAUUCAAUUAUAAAAAAUCUGUUAAAACUGAAAAGCGAUUUAUCGAUUCGAAAUUAAAUAUUUUUAAUAUCAAUAAACCGGAUGACGAAAUUGAAUUGUUUGUUUUAAAUCGUUGGCAAAAGUUAAUUAAUGAAAAACAUGGACGUAAAGAAUUAAUUAGAUGUUUAAAUGAUUUGAAACGGAAUCGAGUCCCGGAAGCUAAAAAGAGAUGUGAAAAAUUGUUAAAGAGAUCAAUAGAAUUAGGAUUGACUGAUCAAAUGAGGUUGUUGAGUUUGUCUCUCUUAUCGAAAUGUAAUUAUCAAUUGGAUAAUCCGGAGGAAGCUCUGGAAAACCAACAAGAGUUUUUAAGAUCCGUUGAAGAAUUUAAUGACUAUCAGGAGCUUGUUAGAAUGGAAAGUUUGGAGGAAAUUGGCAAGAUUCUCGUUAAGCUUGGUCGCUUGGGAGAGGCCGUUUCUAUUUUGGAAUAUAGACUGUCCUUGACACCUCCUCCCGCUCAAAAGAGAAUAAUUUGGUUGCGAAAUUUAUUGUCUAUAUGUUUAUUCGAGACGAACAAAGAAAAAUCCAAGUAUUACGCAGAAGAAAACUUGAAAGAAUCUGAAAAGUUAGGAGGAUUAUGGAUUGGUAUUUGUAGCGCCAUCUCUGGCUUUGCUGAAGUUAAUUGCGGCAACUUGCAAAUUGGUAUAGAAUAUUUAAAUAAAGCCCUAGAUUUAUGGCAGGUUGAAGGAAGUAUUAAAAGAAUUAAUGAAAUAAAGCAAGAGAUUUUUCGAGUCAACGAUCUAAUUGUUAAAGAUCUAAAAUCAAAGAAUUCUACAACGAACUAA